This is a messenger RNA of Centruroides sculpturatus (bark scorpion), 1355 nucleotides long. RefSeq lists its product as uncharacterized. Bases 73 to 1239 code for a protein of 388 amino acids. Gene Ontology annotation, molecular function: lipid binding. The transcript has 9 exons. NCBI's taxonomy places the organism in Eukaryota, Metazoa, Arthropoda, Arachnida, Scorpiones, Buthidae. The record is from RefSeq and is a predicted model, not a curated record.
AAUGCACAGAUAAUUAAUAUUUUCCAGAAUGAUGAAAAAGAAGUUUCUUUGAAUGAAAAUAAAGUGCCAGUUAUGCCUACUGUUAUGAUUACUCAACCAGAAGACGAUAGUCCAGAACACUACAAAAAAUCCAUAUUUCAUAACCUUAUAAAACGUGCAAGGAGACUUUCGGAUGCUUCAUUAUCAGAUAGAGAAAUAGAUUGUCCAUCUAAUGAUGAUUCCACUCAAAAGACCUUACCCGAAUUUAGGAAAAGAUCUAGUUCCACGGGUAGCAAACCCGAGAAGAAACAUGGUAAAAAGUAUGCAAGUAGUGACAACGAAGGUGGUCAUAAAUUUUUUGGUUCAUUAUUGUCAAGAGCGAGAAAAUUAUCUGCGUCUUCUAGUAAUAUUGGAAAUAAUAAUUGCAAAUCAGUGUCGUUAAAAGAAUUAAAUAAAGAAACCUUUCUUGAUUUGAAAUCUAAGAAUGAAACUGGGGAAAGUGUUACCGACAAAAGUAAAGUCCAAGAAUCUACUACAUACAAAAAUGCCAAAGUUAUUCAACCUUCCUUAAUAACUGAAGGAUAUCUGGAGGAGCUCGAAAGUAUUGGAGCCAGAUGCAUUUCCGAUCUCUUGUCAGAGGUGAAAUACGCAUUUAAAACUUCUAAAUCAUAUAUUCCUCAAGAUGAGUCAAAGAAUAUCUCAGGCCAAUGGAUGUGCCAUGGAAGUCAUAAAGAUCUGAUGAUGAUGAUAAAAGUACAGGAUACGCCCGUAAAAAUUAUCAGUUAUUUGUGCUAUGGAACGCUCCAAGUUAAGCCAGCAACCGUUUGGAAGACAUUAUGUAAUCCAUUAAGUCGAUUUAUUUAUGAUGAAACUGUAAAAAAAAUAAAUGUUGUCCAAAAUUUAUCAAGUAUGCAAAAAAUCAUACAUACUCUUCAUGAAGUUGUCACCUUAAUGAAGAAAGAAUCUCAAGAAUUUUGUUUAUUACAAACAGUUUUAGAGAAAAAUUCCAAAUUUAUUUUGUCAUAUCAAUCAAUUGAAAGCAAAAUAUGUCCUUUACAAAGUGAUUCUCUUAGAGGAAAAGUAUGUCCCAGUGGAUGGAUUGUUGAAUUUCCUAAGAAAAAUAAAAAUAAAUGCAACAUUACAUUUUUAGAACAGUUAGCUGUUUCUGAUUCAGAAAGUCUUCUAAUUGAAGAAAUGGGAAACAAUCAAGCACAAUACAUCAUCAGUCUGAAGAAAUAUUUAACUGCAAAAUUAAUCUAAAGUAUCUAAUGAACUUUUAUAGACAUUAGUUGUAAAAAUUUACAAAAAAUGUUGUAUAUUGUAGAAUUGAAAUUUUCUGUAUAUAUUUAUCUAUUCAAAGUGUAUCUAAAUACUAU